AUGGCCAACAUUGCAAGCCAAAGCGGUGAUGUCAGGCCUCUUUGUAGCGUGAGGUUUUCAGUUGAUGGUGCGCAUGUGGCCACCGGUUCAUGGAGUAGUCUCGUUAAGAUUUGGGAUACAAAGAGUGCUAAUGAGGUCAAAGUCUUUCGUGGACAUGCAGACCGUAUUACUGGAUUAGCAUGGCACCCGAGCAGCGUAUUUUCCGAGAUGACGGAUGGUGCAGAUUCUGUAUGUCUGUGCAGUGGGUCAGCCGACGGAACUGCUCGGCUUUGGAGUGCGGCUCGCAGCGAGCCCUUGGCUGUGCUGCAGGGUCACAAGGCACGACUGGGUAGGGUAGCUUUUCAUCCGCUGGGCAACUACGUUGGUACAACCAGUUUCGAUCACACAUGGCGGCUUUGGGACGUUACUACGGCAAAAGAGCUGCUUUUGCAGGAAGGUCACUACAAGGAGGUAUACGCCAUUGCGUUCCAGAUGGACGGGGCGCUUGCAGCAACAGGAGACUUGAACGGCAACGGACGUGUUUGGGACCUACGUUCCGGCAAGGCCAUCUUGCCACUGCAGGGACACUCGAAGCAGAUUUUAUCGAUGGACUUUGCUGCUAACGGCGUGCAAAUUGCAUCGGGUAGCGAUGAUCGAAGUGUUCGCAUUUGGGAUUUAAGACAGCAAAAGUGUUCGUACAUGAUUCCGGCCCACAGCAAUUUGGUGAGCGACGUUCGCUUCUCGCCUAGAUCCAGUGAGCUAUUGCUGAGUGCAUCGUACGACUCGUCUAUUAAGCUUUGGAGAACGCGUGACUGGAAACUCAUGACUAAGCUGCGUGGACAUGAUGGCAAGGUCAUGUCUGCCGACUUUGGUCCAGACGAGAAGCAUGUUGUGUCCUGUGGUUUCGAUCGUACCUUUAAGCUGUGGGCCCAUGAAAAUGAGUUCUAA
This is a messenger RNA of Peronospora belbahrii, 927 nucleotides long. The record is from the annotation of a GenBank genome assembly. NCBI's taxonomy places the organism in Eukaryota, Oomycota, Peronosporomycetes, Peronosporales, Peronosporaceae.